Molecule: messenger RNA, 3775 nt
Organism: Hyla sarda
Lineage: Eukaryota; Metazoa; Chordata; Amphibia; Anura; Hylidae
Gene: PTP4A3
Product: protein tyrosine phosphatase 4A3
Exons: 6
Coding region: 701-1222 (173 amino acids)
Biological process (GO): protein dephosphorylation; endothelial cell migration
Cellular component (GO): nucleus
Molecular function (GO): protein tyrosine/serine/threonine phosphatase activity
Source: RefSeq, a predicted model, not a curated record
CUUAGAAGUGCAUGUAGUGUGUGACAUGAAGCGGGGAGCGCUGUCCGGAUCAUGUGCUCCGAGCGGCAGCUGCGACUGGUUCUGUGCGGACUCAGUAUUCCCAGCCUCGCCUGCCCAGCAGGGACCCAGUUCUGACGUCGGUGAUAUAUGGAGCUCCUGAAAAAUACCUUUGAAUACUGUCACGCCCAACACCGCCUCUCCGCAUGAAUUCCAUGCUUUGCCUGCUGCUCAGGAGCCGGCUCGCGGUCAGCGCGCACCAUUAGAGGCCUCUGCGCUCACAUCUCCUCCAGCAGAAGACUCUUGUGUCUCCGGAGCCCUGUCUCCCGCUCACAGUCCGUCCCGGCUGUAAAAUUCACAGUCUAUCCAGAUGGGGUAACGUAAUCGUUCCAGAAGGAUGAUCUGUUAUCGCCCCUGAACUGCCAGGACUUAUUGCAAAGUUUUUGGGCUUUUUUUUCUACCAUACGGAAGGAAAAAGUCUUGGAAAUUUAAGUGUUAAGAACAUUUUGGAGAAUUUGGAUACUGACCCUGAGCCUUGUAGACGGGCAGCCGGUUCUUGUUAUAUCAGAGCCGUUCCUGUACAGCCUCCCAACCCCUUUACUGGUUUGGGUGUUUUUUAGAUAUUUUGCACAAUAUUUGUGUUUUCUGAGUUUUUUUUGUACGUUUUUAUCUGCUCCUUUGUAUCUCUUUUGAGCGUCUUGCCAUGGCUCGGAUUAAUCGCCCAGCUCCAGUGGAAGUCUGCUAUAAAAACAUGCGCUUCCUGAUCACCCAUAACCCCACAAACGCUACAAUGAAUACCUUCAUAGAGGAUCUGAAGAAGUACGGGGCCACGACGGUGGUGAGAGUGUGCGAAGUGACCUACGAUAAGACGCCGCUGGAGAAGGACGGGAUCACAGUCAUGGAUUGGCCUUUCGAUGACGGUGCGCCACCUCCAAACAAGAUUGUGGACGAUUGGCUCAACUUGCUGAAAGCAAAAUUCUGUGAAGAUCCCGGUUGCUGCGUGGCCGUGCACUGCGUGGCUGGACUGGGCAGGGCUCCGGUCCUGGUCGCUUUGGCACUUAUCGAGAGCGGGAUGAAGUAUGAAGAUGCCAUUCAGUUUAUCCGGCAAAAGCGCAGGGGCGCCAUCAACAGCAAGCAACUGACCUACCUGGAAAAAUACCGGCCAAAGCAGAGACUACGAUUCAAAGACCCCCACAACCACAAAAACAAGUGCUGCAUCAUGUAAAUGCCGAGACUUAUUGCCAAAACGCGCAACACACACACACACAGCGCUCCCUCUCUUCUUCCUCCAUACGAUGAAGUCAGCAGCUUCCUCCAACCAACAUAACUAAUUUUUUUUUUUUUUUUUUCAUCUUUUAAAAGACACAAAAACACCUAGCACUCACGGGGUUAAAGGGGUAUUCCGGCCAAAAACAUUUUAUCCCCUAUCCAAAGGAUAGGGGGAUAAGAUGUCUGAUCACGGUGAGCCUGCUGCUGAUACCCCCCGUGAUCUCCCUGCAUCACCCGUAUUCUAUGCGGGUGCUGAGUCUCUAGUUUCGGAAACCUCCAGGUUUCCGGGACUGGGGACGUGACGCCACGCCCCCUCCAUUCUUGUCUAUGAAUAGGGGGCGUGACUGCCGGGAUUGGGGACGUGACUUUCCGGGACUGGGGACGUGACAUCACGCCACGCCCCCUCCAUUCAUGUCUAUGGGAGGGGGCGUGACUGCCGGGAUUGGGGACGUGACUUUCCGGGACUGGGGACGUGACGUCACGCCACGUCCCCUCCAUUCAUGUCUAUGGAAGGGGGCGUGACUGCCGGAAUUGGGGACGUGACUUUCCGGGACUGGGGACGUGACAUCACGCCACGCCUCCUCCAUUCAUGUCUAUGGGAGGGGGCGUGACUGCCGGGAUUGGGAACGUGACUUUCUGGGACUGGGGACGUGAUGUCACGCCACGCCCCCUCCAUUCAUGUCUAUGGGAGGGGGCGUGACUGCCGGGAUUGGGGACGUGACUUUCCGGGACUCGGGACGUGACAUCACGCCACGCCUCCUCCAUUUAUGUCUAUGGGAGGGGGCGUGACUGCCGGGAUUGGGAACGUGACUUUCUGGGACUGGGGACGUGAUGUCACGCCACGCCCCCUCCAUUCAUGUCUAUGGGAGGGGGCGUGACUGCCGUCACGCCCCCUCCCAUAGACAUGAAUGGAGGGGGCGUGGCGUGACUUCAGUCCCGGAAACCCGGAGGGAGCCACAUUGGGCUAUAUAACAGUAUAGGAAGUGUGAUCUUGUGUACCAGCAGAUACACAGACUAUGUAAAAAAAUAAUGUAUUUAGACUACUGGUACAUCAUAUGUGUGUGCAAUUCUUUUUUUUAUUUUUUAAAUAUGUAAUUUCAGUUUUUUUCCUUUGCAUUAAGUGUGUCCUAUCGGACAUGUGCGACACCCCCAUAGGAAGCGUAAAACAACACAAUCAAGCCUUACUCUAUAGCAGCGUUCCGGCUGUUGCACAAACUACAACUCCCAUCAUACCCCCUCCGUGACAGCCUCCUGGUUGGGGGGAGGAACGUUGGCUAUACCGCUUUUACUAUCACCAGACGAUCAUUUCAUACAUUUCACACAGAAUUAUGUUUAAAGGACUAAAUAAAUAAAAUGUAAGUGCCGCCAGCUACCACUGCAGGGGGAGAAGAAGAAAAACUAAACAAAAUGUGGAUUCGGCAUCUGCCCUAACCACGUUGUCUGGUGUCACGUAUCCAUUUAUUUGUAAAAAAAACUUGGUAUUUCCUGUUUAUAAAAAAAAGCCGAUUUUUUUUUACAUUUUUGGAUUAUUAUUUUUUUUUAUUUUAUUUUAUUUUUUUUUUGCAUCUUGUACAGAUCUGUGCGAGCUGACUGAACGUUUAUUGGUACACGGUGUUCAAUGGGUCACAGUAGCCUUGAAGUCCCAGGCGGAAAAAUAGGGUUGAGUGAGGGCGCGGUUUGUGAUAAUUGAAUCUAUGAUGACCUCUGGAAAGUAUAACACACAAAAAAAAAAAAAAAAAAAAAAAGCAAAACCUUUUUUUUUUUUUUUUUUUUUUUUUUAAGUGAUGAGAUUGUGACAAACGUCUGUUACAUUAUUAUUAUUAUUUCUAUAUAUCGAACUACUUUUUGGGGGGAAGAAAAAAAAAAACGGUUCCUUAAUGACUGUAUGAACUCAAAGGGUUAACUUAAAGAAAAAAUCGUGUUUUUUUUUUUUUUUUUUUCCUAAUGAAAGUAUAUAUAAAAAAAAAAUAAUAAAAAAAAAUUUAAAUUCUGACGGUGGUUCCAUAGCCGUAAAAUCUGCAGCACCUGCUUUGUAUAGCGCUUGUCUUUACAGGUCAAAUCUACCUCUUCCUGCAGAGGGUUAUGUUGCGGCCGUCAGCUCACAAAGGUCUCGUCACCGCGCACGCAAUUCAGUUGUGUCGGAUAGCUCAGUGCAAAAUUUUAUUUUUUUAUUAUUUUUUAUUUUCUUUUAUUUUUUCAUUUUGAGCAUUGAGCCUAGGUAAUUAAAUGGUUGUGAAGCCGUAUGUAACAGAAUGGCUUUUAUACACGUGUUUCACUUGUAUUCUGUAAAAAAAAAAAAAAACGCUGAGGAUUUGUUGUGUUUUUGGGCGAGGAAUGAGUGUAUUUUAAAUUUUUUUUGAAAAAAAAAAAAAAAAACACAAAUUCUUCCAUGACAGCGUUUGUGCCCGAUCAUGGAGUUUCUGUCUUUAACACUUUGAAUUAUGCCCAUAUAUAUAUGGAAGAUUUCCGAAUAAAAUAAAUGGCACUGGAGUUUAUUAAACUUUAAAAA